AUGUCUCUAUUUGGUGAGCCCGAUGAUCCUGUCGAAGCAACGAACCCUCCGAAGUCGCGAUUAUCGCUGUUCGACGACGAACCAAGUUCAACACCAGGAUCCAAAUCUUCAUUGUUCGCAGAUGACGACGAUGUCUCGGGAGGCUCGCCAUGGAAUACAUCAGUGCCAAAAAGACUAGAUCGGGGAGACUUGUUGAAAACUCUCCUUCCAACAUCUGACGUGCCUGAAAGUUACAUUGAUAUCUUUGACGAUGUACUCAAGGAUGGCAACGAUUCUAACGGAAAGCUCAGUAAAACCGGCAUCGCAAAACUUUUAAAUGCUGCAAAUUUAAGUCCCGAUAAGUCGAGUUGGAUCUCGAAGAUCAUUGCCCCUACUACGCAGCUUCAAGAUCUAGAGCGGAACGAGGUCAAUGUACUAUUGGCAUUGAUCGGUUUGGCUCAGGAAGAGGAAGACGUUCAUGAUGUUACACUUGAUGGCGUAGAUGAGCGACGAAGGAUGCCCAAGCUUACAAGCUUGACAACAAUAUCAACCUCAAACUUUGGGUCCUCCACCACGGAUGAGUUAGCUGCGAAGUCUUCUGAACGACCUACCAGUCCGCCGUCUGUCCCUAGCUCAUUUUCGCCACAACAAUCUCGAAUGCUACGAAAGGAUUCCCUCGAAUUUCCCGAAGCUGAUCCCUGGGGCAGCCCGGCUCUUCAUAAAGGCCAUACUCAUGCUAGUCCCAGAUCGAACGGAGCGCCGACAAACGGAGUACGCGAACCUGUGAGAAUUACAAGUGGCUUUACAACUGCUUCUACUGGUGGAUCAAAUGAAAAUCGACAUCAACAAUCAAGAACUGCUCCUACAGAGCCUGCAAGUGGGGGAUGGGGCUCUUAUAACCCGAAUCCAAAUUUCAAUAAUUUGGCAGCGGCCCCAGUUGGUGGAAGCGGUGGGUUUGGUGGUGAUGGUGGAGAAGGGGAGCGACCUGAAGAACCUGCUCCACCAGCCCGCACCUUUGGUGGCGGUCGUGUGAAUAGCAACGGAGUUGAAGAAAACAUAGUCGUCACUUUGUUAGCUGAGAAAGAGGGAAUGUUUCUAUUUCAACAUCACAACUAUCAAGUCUCUUCUGUUCGUAGGGGAAGUAAGGUUGUGAGAAGAUACAGCGAUUUUGUCUGGCUACUAGAUUGCUUACAAAAGCGAUACCCUUUCAGACAAUUACCACUUUUGCCGCCAAAGAGAGUCGCAGUGAAUGGAAACCAUUUGGCUGCGGAAAGCUCAUUUAUGGAGAAACGGAGGAGGGGAUUAGCACGGUUUUCCAAUGCACUUGUCAGGCACCCAGUUCUUAGUCAAGAGCAGCUGGUCAUAAUGUUUUUGACUGUUCCAACCGAGCUUGCUGUUUGGCGAAAGCAGGCUACUAUAUCUGUUCAGGAGGAAUUUGUUGGGCGACCACUACCUCCAGGACUCGAAGAUUCCCUGCCACCCACUUUGAACGAUCUCUUCGCUCAGACUAGGAUCGGUAUUCGAAGAUCUGCAGAUGCCUAUGUUAACAUGUGUAAUCUCAUGGAUCGUCUCGCCAAACGCAAUGAAGGGCUUGCUGCUGAUCAUUUACGCAUGGCGCUGUGUUUGCAAUCACUCAGUGAUGUCUCUCAAGACACCUACGCAAUCGACACUAACGAUGUGCCAUUAUUGAACGAGUGUCUCCAUUCUACCGCGAAGCAUCUUUCCAAUAGCCAAAGUAUUCUUGAAGAUGAGGCUAAAGCCUGGGACCAAGGUGCUUUAGAAGAUCUGAAGAGACAACGAGAUUCGCUUGUCAGCAUGAGAGAUUUAUUCGACCGCCGGGAUCGUUAUGACAAGGACAACAUACCAUAUUUAGAACGUAGGAUCGAGAACAACGAGAAUAAACUAGUCACAAUAAGAUCAAAGCCAGAAAAUAUGGUCAAGCCAGGAGAAAUUGAGAAGGUCACGGAAGCCAUUAUCAAAGACAAGGAAUCCAUUGUGGCUCAACAUGCACGAGGGAUAUUUAUCAAAGAGUGCAUCAGAGAUGAGCUCAUCUACUUUCAAUCAACACAGUACAAUAUCAUUCGACUCAAUCAAGAUUGGGCACAAGAACGUGUGAAGUACUCGGAGCUUCAAGCGCAUAACUGGAGACAAUUGGAAGAGGAGCUAGAUGGUGUACAGAUUGGGGCGGAUUAG
Molecule: messenger RNA, 2172 nt
Organism: Sclerotinia sclerotiorum 1980 UF-70
Lineage: Eukaryota; Fungi; Ascomycota; Leotiomycetes; Helotiales; Sclerotiniaceae
Exons: 5
Coding region: 1-2172 (723 amino acids)
Biological process (GO): retrograde transport, endosome to Golgi; protein targeting to vacuole
Cellular component (GO): endosome
Molecular function (GO): phosphatidylinositol-3-phosphate binding
Source: RefSeq, a predicted model, not a curated record